Molecule: messenger RNA, 2352 nt
Organism: Mercenaria mercenaria
Lineage: Eukaryota; Metazoa; Mollusca; Bivalvia; Venerida; Veneridae
Product: DNA methyltransferase 1-associated protein 1-like
Exons: 13
Coding region: 185-1579 (464 amino acids)
Biological process (GO): DNA repair; chromatin remodeling; negative regulation of transcription by RNA polymerase II
Cellular component (GO): nucleus; Swr1 complex; NuA4 histone acetyltransferase complex
Molecular function (GO): transcription corepressor activity
Source: RefSeq, a predicted model, not a curated record
CACGAAGGGAAGCAACUCGAAUAAAAAUCCUACAGUGGCAAAUUGAUAAAAAGCACUAAGUUUAUAGAGCCGCCGGAUUGCAUGAAUAGUAUCCAGUACACCAUAAGAUAGACAUCCUUGUAUUGCUUUAGAUAUUUAUCAUUUUGAUCGGAGGGAACUUCAUAUUCUCUUUGUGUGAGCAAACAUGAGUGGUGUAGAUGUUAAAGACAUCUUGGAGUUGGACAGAGGUCCUGAGAAGGAAUUUAUUACUAAAGGUGCUCUUAUGAACAGUGAUAAAAAGAAAAAGCCGGCAAGAAAAUCAGAUGUGACAUUUAAAAGGCCAGAGGGUAUGCACAGAGAGUUAUGGGGUUUACUGUGGACUGACAAUAGGUUCCCAUGUAACAAAGAUGCCCCUCCCCUGAUCCCAACAGACACAAAUCAGGGCUACAAACAAAUGAAGGCCAAGAUAGGGAGCAGCAGGGUCAGGCCCUGGAAGUGGAUGCCAUUUACAAACCCUGCCAGGAAGGAUGGGGCCAUCUUUCAUCAUUGGAGAAGAGUUGCUGACGAAGGGAAAGAUUAUCCCUUUGCCAGAUUUAAUAAGCAACCAGAAGUUCCCGUAUACUCUGAUUUAGAAUACCAACAGCAUCUCCAUGACGACAACUGGACUCGGCAGGAGACCGAUCACUUGUUUGAUUUGUGUAAAAGGUUCGCACUGAGGUUUGUGGUAAUGAACGACCGCUGGGACAGAGAGAAGUAUGCUGAUAGGAGUGUAGAAGAUCUGAAAGAAAGAUAUUACAAUAUAUGUAACAAACUAGUCAAGGUUCGAGCUCCUCAAGGUACAGAACCAAAGAUCCGAGCAUUUGAUGCUGACCAUGAGAGGAAAAGGAAAUCUCAACUUAUAAAGCUUUUCAACAGGACCACAGAACAGAUUGAAGAAGAAGAAAAGUUAAUUGAAGAGUUGAAGAAGAUAGAGUUAAGGAAGAAAGAGAGAGAAAAGAAAACACAAGAUCUGCAGAAGUUGAUAACUGCAGCUGACAGUAAUAUAGACAGCCGUAAAGCUGACAAGAAGAAAACGAACAAAAAAUUCCAGCAGCAACAAAAGAUUAAAGAUACCACAGCACAAACACCAGAAACAACAGGUAUCAAGUUCCCCGAUUUUAAGCAGCCUGGAGUAUAUGUUAGGAGUCAGAAGAUGAAAUUGCCAGCAUCAUUAGGUCAGAAGAAAACAAAAGCCAUUGAACAAGUUUUGGAAGAGCUUGGAAUAGAAUACAACCCAAUGCCUACGGAUGAUAUCACUACACAUUUCAACGAGCUACGCCAGGAUAUUGUAUUGUUAUAUGAACUCAAACUUGCCCUUGCUACAUGCGACUAUGAGCUAGAAACCUUGAAACAUCAGUAUGAAACUAUCAAUCCUGGAAAGACCCCAGAUGUACCUCUACCAGAGAAUCCAGAUCCCCUGUUAGAGAUAGGACAGAGUGAAGAUGACCAAAGUAAAGAUGCCAUUGAUGUUGUAGGAAGUUUAACACCAAAUAGAAAAAGAAAAGCUGCACUAGAAUCCACGACUGCACAUUUAUUAAAGAAGAUGAAAAACAAAUUAUGAAAUGUGUACACAGACAAAAAAACUGAACAUCAUUAAAUGAUCUCUGAAAUCUGGCUUCAUUGAUUCCCCUGAACGGGAUAGCAGUGCAAUAAAAACCUUGAUAACCAUUCUCACAUGUUUGAUGAAAGGAUAAGAAGAAAGAGGUCAAAAUGUUUUAUUGUUGAAAUUAAUAUAUGUUAUAUGAAGCUUAGGAGAUUUUCUUUGGUUUAUUGUGAUUUUUGUAUCCUGCGUCACUUCAGCAGUACGUCUUGCUUUGGUUUGCUGAAUUCUUUCUUUGGAGCAAAUCAUGCAGCUGUCAUGUGACAGGUUUGUUGUUCUAUCCAUGUAGCUACAUGUGCUUGAAAUCAUGUAAGGAGGGGUCUCAGUAAUAUGCCUUCUGACACUGAUAAAACUGGAAAGUGGCUGACUGUAUGAAUUGAAUUGUGUUUUUGACUUAAAACCAAAAAAAUGAAACAGUCUUUGCAAAUCUCUUUAUUUUGGUGUUAUUAACAAUUGAAUGGUACAUCUUUGUGCAGAAGUCUCGGGACAGUAGUUGCUUUAUUAAGUGAAAUAGCAAUUUGUUUUGUUUAUUAACUAAGUGGUCUUGUUUUGUUUUAUUUCAUAUGUGUUAAAUAACAGAAGUGUAACAGUACCUGAAAAAGAACUUAUUACAAAUAAAAAACUAAGAAUACUGAUUAGCUACAUGGUCUCACAUUUCAAUAUGAAAUGUGUGUUUUAUGUUUAAAAAUAAGAGGAGUGAAAAAAAUUAAAUAUAUAAACUUAUGCAAAAUGUU